AUGGCUGGAUUUCCAUAUUUGAGUCUCCUUGGACCAAAAAGCAAGAACACGGUUGUAGCGGGAGGCUUGACAGCUUUUGUCUUUGGGGUGUACUUCUACACAAUGAGAGCUGUUGGUGGCACGGACGAGCUUCAAAUGGCUAUUGACAAGUUUGAAGACCAUAAACUGGUUGAGACCGACCCCAAGCUUUUCUCUCUGGGUUUAGGGUUCCUGUAUUUUGGCAACGACAUUGAGCUUUCUGUGAUUUUCUCGCCAUCAUCUCGCUUCGGUUCCAACCAGAUUCACAGCUAA
Microthlaspi erraticum is the source of this 291-nucleotide messenger RNA. The record is from the annotation of a GenBank genome assembly. NCBI's taxonomy places the organism in Eukaryota, Viridiplantae, Streptophyta, Magnoliopsida, Brassicales, Brassicaceae.